ACGUGCCGGCGGUCACAGGGCUCCGCACGUCGCUCCCGUCCACCCACUCGCCCGCAUUUAACCCGGCCCGCGGCCGCCCGCCGCUCCUCAGCCCGCGCGGCGCGGGCGCGGCAUGAGCAGCAGCGGCACCGGCCCCGGUACCGGCACCGGCAGCGCCCGCAGCCCCUGCCCGCCCUGAGCGCCCCUGCCCGCCCGCGCCCCCCGCCAUGGAGCGCAUCCCCAGCGCGCAGCCCCCGCCCGGCUGCCUGGGCAAGCUGCCCGCCCUGGAGAGCGGAGACCUGCCCGGGCUGGACUUCGCGCACAUGUACCAGGUGUACAAGCCCCGGAGGGGAUUAAAGAGGAGCGAGGACAACAAGGAGACCUACAAGCUGCCGCACCGGCUGAUCGAGAAGAAGAGGCGCGACAGGAUCAACGAGUGCAUCGCGCAGCUGAAGGACCUGCUGCCCGAGCACCUCAAGCUGACGACUCUAGGUCACCUGGAGAAGGCUGUGGUUCUGGAGCUCACCUUGAAGCACGUGAAGGCACUGACCAAUCUCAUCGAGCAGCAGCAGCAGAAGAUCAUCGCUCUGCAGAACGGUUUGCAGGCGGGUGACCUGUCAUCGAGAAACCUCGAUUCCAGCCAGGAAAUGUUUCGAUCCGGUUUCCAGAUGUGUGCCAAGGAAAUGCUGCAAUACCUGGCAAAGCACGAGAACGGCAAGGAGCUGAAGUCGUCGCAGCUGGUCAGCCACCUGCACCGGAUGGCCAGCGAGGUGCUGCAGGGCGGGGCGGCCCGCAAGCCCGGGGACAUCCCUCCCAAAAUGCUGGACCUGAAGGAGAAGCCGGCGCCGCUGGGCGCGGCGGGCGAGGGCCACGGGAAGAACUGCGUGCCCGUGAUCCAGCGGACAUUCGCUCACUCCAGCGGGGAGCAGAGCGGCAGCGACACGGACACGGACAGCGGGUACGGGGGAGAGCUGGACAAAAGCGACUCCAAAUCGGAACAGCCCUAUUUCAAAAAGGAUACCGACCUCAAGUACGCUGUCCAGGAGAGAAUAAGCUCUAUUAAGCAAGAGACUGAGGACCCGCCGGCCAAAAGGAGCAGGCUGGAGUCGCCGCAGGACGAGGGCCCUUUUGGCAGUGACAUGAUGGGCCCUGCCAGCGGCUUCCUGGGCCCCCACGCUCACCAGCCUCCCCUGUGCCUGCCUUUCUACCUGAUCCCGCCGUCCGCCACCGCCUACCUGCCCAUGCUGGAGAAGUGCUGGUACCCGGCCUCGGUUCCCGUGCUGUACCCCAGCCUGCCGGCCUCUGCCGCAGCUCUGACGGGCUUCAUGAACCCCGACAAAAUCUCCCCCCCUCUGCUGAUGCCCCAGAGACUCCCUUCUCCUGUACCGGCCCAUUCCCCCAUCGACUCCUCGGCUCUGCUUCAAGCUUUGAAGCAGAUUCCUCCUUUGAACUUGGAAACCAAAGACUGAGCACAGUGUGACUGGUUUUACUUUUUUUCCUUUUUUUUGUUAUUUUUUUUUGUUUUUUUUUUUUUAGUUUGAGAGACUGUUUCACUUUUAUAUAUUGGCUGGACUGAGGUGUGGGGACGAGGUUCACUGUGCGUAGGAAGCUAAAUCCCCUUUUCUCUGACUUGUCAGGUAGCUUGGAGAAGGAUGAAGGAUGCGCCCAGGUUAGCGAUUGACAACUACUUCCAAAAGAUUAAAGAAGGAUUUUGUGCUUGGCCCCUUCCCUUCUUCCCUCUCCACAUCUACAGAGCAACAGUUGACUCAGUCAGCUGCGACUCUAUUGCAAAGCUGUGAAGAAAUAUUCCAUUGGGCAGGCCUGGUUUGAGGGUCUGUGAAUACAAAAUACAUUAAUAUAAACCACGGUACUUCCCUGAGCGGCUCUGGAGGCAACGGCCCUGCUGGUUUAUCUCAGCUGGGCUGCUGUCCCAGUGACCCCACAGGGUGGUGGUGGCAAUGCCACCGUGAGCACAGCAGGGGCAGGGCAGUGGUCACUGCAGGGGCAGCAAUGCCACCAGGAGGAGCAGGAUAGUGGCCACUGAGGUGGUGGCAGUGGUGGCAAUGCCACCAGGAGGAGCAGGGCAACGGUCACUGUGGUGGUGGCAAUGCCACCAUGAGUGCAGGAGGAGCAGGGCAGUGGUCACUGUGGUGGUGGCAGUGCCACCAGCAGGAGCAGGGCAGUGGUCACUGGUGAUGGUGGCAAUGCCACCAGGAGUCCAGGAGGAGCAGGGCAGCCAUCACUGCCUGGUCACACACAGAUCAGGCAGACAGACCCAAGACGGGUUUCUCUCCACACCUUUGCUGAUAAAUAGAUAUUUUUUUACGAAAUAAAAGGUAGCUGCUGCUUGGAGCUUUCCAUGGCGUACAUCUAAUAAAUAAAUUAACCUGCGCCCUUCCUGUAACUUGAGCUGCUCCGUUGGGCCGGCUCGGGAGGAGCUGUCCCGGGGAUGGCGGGGUCGGGAGGAGCCGUCCC
Molecule: messenger RNA, 2454 nt
Organism: Zonotrichia leucophrys gambelii
Lineage: Eukaryota; Metazoa; Chordata; Aves; Passeriformes; Passerellidae
Gene: BHLHE40
Product: basic helix-loop-helix family member e40
Exons: 6
Coding region: 207-1448 (413 amino acids)
Biological process (GO): regulation of neurogenesis; regulation of transcription by RNA polymerase II; anterior/posterior pattern specification
Cellular component (GO): nucleus
Molecular function (GO): RNA polymerase II cis-regulatory region sequence-specific DNA binding; protein dimerization activity; DNA-binding transcription factor activity, RNA polymerase II-specific
Source: RefSeq, a predicted model, not a curated record